Messenger RNA from Bolinopsis microptera, 855 nucleotides. Its product is annotated as protein AKTIP homolog. The transcript has 4 exons. The record is from RefSeq and is a predicted model, not a curated record. The coding region runs from base 1 to 855 and encodes 284 amino acids. Lineage: Eukaryota; Metazoa; Ctenophora; Tentaculata; Lobata; Bolinopsidae.
AUGCGACAACUGGACACAGACAGUCCCCUGGGUGGGACAACUGGUCACACGGACGAUGAACUUGAUGUUAGUGACAGUGAAAGAGACGAGAUUCUGGAGCAGAUAUUCGGUGCUAAGUCAGUGGAGGAUCUCACUAAGGAUGACGACUCCCCGGCUUCACCACCUCAGAUCAACAGAUUCAAGCGUGCCAACACAAUGGUGAUCAGAAACAGGCCACAAAAAGCGCCUCUCAAGGAAGCUCUCAGUGAAAGUGAGUCGGAGUUGAGGCCGUUUUUCCGAGACCACGAGAUCUUAGCGGAGUACAAGCUUCUCUGCAAUAACGUGUCGUCUGGUGUAUAUGUUGUUCCGUCUCUGCGAUCUAUCCAGGUCUGGAACGGUGUGAUCUUCAUAAAGAUCGGUAUGUUCGCAGAGGGAUGUUUCAAGUUCAACCUCAAUAUACCAGACGAUUUCCCGUACAGUAGGCCAUCUGUAAACUUCAUAACACCAGUGUUUCAUCCUCAAAUCAACGAGCAUGGGGAGCUCAAUCUUACCAAAGCUUUUCCUACCUGGACCCCCAGAAAAGACAGAAUAUGGCACUUGCUACGAUACGCAAAGAGAUGUUUCUUCUCUGUAAACACAUUUGACGCCACUAACUCUGCAGCAGCAGCCUCAGUUCAGGAUAGCAUUGAAAACUACCGUCAACAGGCUAAACUAUGUGUCCUGGAAUCUGUCAGGCUCAACUACAAGGAAGAAGAAAACAUACCGAAGGAUGACGGUAGUGUGUUCAGUGGGAAGUUCUUAAAUGAUACUCAGCUGCAGAUUGUCAAGGACAAGCUGUACAAGGGAAAUUUAGAUUACAGCCUCAUGUUCAAUUGA